CUUCUUCGCCUCCCGGGGCGGGGCGGAGCGGAGGGGGCGCUGUUUUGCGUACGCCGGUUCCCCUGUGCGCGCGGGUCUCCACCAUGAGUGGCCUUUGGCGGCUCUUGCGCUUGUGGAAGGUCCGGCUGUUGGGGCCGGAGAAGCAGUACGUGGGGAGCGACCCCUUCGGGAACAAGUAUUACCGGAUCGCCAAGCAUGAAACGCUGGGAGGACAGAUCAUUCAGGAGAGGAGAUUCAUGGAAGCUGAUGGUAUAAAGGAGCAUGAGUACGAAGUAGGGAGCAUUCCAGUGGAAUGGGAAGCUUGGAUGAGGAAAAAAAGAAAAGACCCACCGACAGUUGAGGAAAUUCUAAAGAAUGAGAACUACAAAGAAGAAAUUAAAGAGAGGAUUCAGGAGAUUUAUGAAAAAGACCGACUCUUACAAGCCAAAGAAUAUGAAGAUGGACUAGUGGCAGAGCAACUUCAUACUCAGAUUAAAGGCCAUGCAUCUGCCCUUCCUUUUGGAAAGAAUGAGCCUUCGGAAGACCCGGUCAGUACAGCAAAGACUUUUCAGCCAGGAUCCUGGAUGCCUUCUAAGGAGAGUCCUCGGAAGGAAGAAGGGAACAGAUGAAAAGCAUCUAGAAAUAGAUUAAUUAGGUUAAUGUUUUCUUAUUAUAUAUUAAGUGACUGAUGCAUAUAUACACUUGUGUAAGUGUAUAUGUAUUUGUUCAUUAACUGUGAAAUUGAUUUGUUCAGUGGCAAGGCAUUUAUUCUCAAGAUAUUUUUCUUUAAAAAGCUGAUUAAAUUAUUGCCUUCUAUACUUUGACUAUUAGUUUUCUAUUAGUUUCACUUUUAAAAGAAUAUUCAAUGUUGAUAUUAUUGUGUGGAUUAUGGGUGAAACCAUUGAUCUUCAAGAUAUAGAGAUAUAUAUAGGGGUAAGGAAAGGGACGUGGGGGCACUGUGGGUUAAACUGCAGAAGCCUCUGUGCUGCAGGGUGAGAAGACGUGCAGUCGUAAGAUCAA
Messenger RNA from Pogona vitticeps (central bearded dragon), 999 nucleotides. It is a transcript of the gene NDUFAF2, whose product is annotated as NADH:ubiquinone oxidoreductase complex assembly factor 2. Lineage: Eukaryota; Metazoa; Chordata; Lepidosauria; Squamata; Agamidae. The record is from RefSeq and is a predicted model, not a curated record. Gene Ontology annotation, cellular component: membrane; mitochondrion; respiratory chain complex I. Gene Ontology annotation, biological process: mitochondrial respiratory chain complex I assembly.